This is a messenger RNA of Lachancea thermotolerans CBS 6340, 678 nucleotides long. It is a transcript of the gene ADK2, whose product is annotated as adenylate kinase ADK2. Lineage: Eukaryota; Fungi; Ascomycota; Saccharomycetes; Saccharomycetales; Saccharomycetaceae. The record is from RefSeq and is a predicted model, not a curated record. The transcript has a single exon. Gene Ontology annotation, molecular function: AMP kinase activity; ATP binding. Gene Ontology annotation, biological process: nucleobase-containing compound metabolic process. Bases 1 to 678 code for a protein of 225 amino acids. Gene Ontology annotation, cellular component: mitochondrion; cytoplasm.
AUGAACCCUCUUCGAUUGCUUUUACUAGGAGCUCCAGGCUCUGGUAAAGGUACUCAAACCUCCAAGCUUCUGAACCAAUUCAAACACAUCAAAUCGGUCUCUUCAGGGGACCUACUCCGACGAAGGAUUCAACAAAAGACCGAACUGGGUCGCAUUGCCUCGGAGUACAUCUCACAGGGCAAACUCUUGCCAGACUCUUUGAUGAAUGACCUAGUAGUGGGCGAGUUGUCGGUUCGAGGUUGGCUCUCCGCGGACUCCAGUUUCCUUUUAGAUGGAUUUCCUCGAACGUUGGAGCAAGCUCGGUCUUUGCGUGUCCAAUUAACACCACACAACGCCUCAUUGAAUUUAGUUGUCGAACUGGAUGUCCCAACCGACGUCAUUCUUGAGCGCAUUGAAAACAGAUAUGUUCAUGUCCCUAGCGGCAGGGUCUACAACCUGACUUACAACCCGCCUAAAGUCCCAGGAAAGGAUGACGUUACAGGCGAGCCGCUCAUUAAACGGCCCGAUGACACAUCCGAAGUAUUUGGUAAGCGGCUCAAGAACUACGCGGAAACUGUUGAGCCAUUAAAACAAUUUUACUCUGAACUGGGAAUUCUAAAAACAGUGUCUGGCCCAACAUCUGAUAUAAUAUUCCCUCAGUUACUGAAGCUCGUUGUGCAGAAGCUGCACCAGCCUUGA